GCCGGCGGCGCACGCACAAGUCAAGCGGUAAGCAACCAUGCCCGUCAGGAGGCGUCCUGGCUCCUUCGCGGAGGAAAGCGGACUACCAUGCUUGGGGGUGGGUAUGUCUCUUGCAAUAAUCGGGGCAUUAUGCAGGCCCCGGGGAGCCCAGAGCUUUGUCGUUGUUCCAGGAGCAGCAGUAGGCGGGGUCAUUGACGGUACGGCAGCAAUAACAGCAGCACCAACAGUGAGAUCGCGGGGCGGUGUUGAGCGCUGCCAGCGGAGACCAUCGGUUGGUGGAAUGGGAUUGGAGGUGGUGCUGAGGGCAUCCAUGGAUGAUGAUGACGAGUUCGACCCGGAUGCCUGGACGGAUGAGCUACGAGAGAACGAAGGCAAGACUCAGGGCGGCGACGACAUGGGGAUGGGCGUGUCGAACACCGUCAAGAAGAAACGGCGCGCGGACCCGAAAUACGUUAACGCGGAGGGUGGGGAGAACACCGUCCUUGAGCUCGCGAGCGCGGCUCAAAACGUGCUGGACAAGUGGGAUGAGGAGAACGAGGAGGAAGAGCAAGAGAGGAAGAGGCAGGCGGAAGCAGCGGCUGCCGCUUUCAUGGUGGACGACGAGGAAGAAGACCUAGGGAUGGGGGUCUCUGAUACGAUACCGGCUCCCAAGAGCAUGAUGGAGACUCUCGGAGGAAGCGACAAAUUCGACAAAGCGAUCAACGCCAUGCAGGGCGCGGAGCAGCUUAGGGAGAUGGAGAGCAUGACCGCUAAGGACCAAAAGAGGGCGGAGAUGGAGCAGAGGGGGCUUUCCGAAGAGCAAAUUGCUGCGUACUUGGGCGUAGACUCUUCGAAGGAGCCUCCCAAGUCGAAGGCUGAGGAAGCCAAGGUCAGAGCCGACCAGGCGGCGGCAAGAGCGUUCGAAAAGUUCAACCAAGCGGCUUUCGUCGAUUCGAGUGCCUGGAGAGCGGAGGAAGAACUUCUCAAGGUGGCGCCUUCUAGCAGCCUUGUCAAGAAGGACGAAGACGGAGUUCCAAUAGAAGACCGGUUCGUGUACGUGGACGAGUAUACCUGUAUCGGGUGCACGCACUGCAACCACGAGGCCCCCUCUACCUUCUUUAUGGAGGAGGAGUUCGGCCGGGCGAGGGUCUACCAGCAGGGCAGAGACACGGCCGAAGCGGUCCAAACCGCGAUCCUGUCGUGUCCCGUGGACUGCAUCCACUACGUCGACUUUCCGGAGUUGGUCAGGCUGGAGAAGGAGAGGGAGGGAAUCAGCAUCAACUUUAAGGCCAAGCUUGUCGGGAACGACCACGAUAACGUCGCCAACGGCAUGCAGAGGAUCAGUGGGGACCGGGGCAUGCGGUGCGACAACUGCCCGAGCAAGGGGUGCUACAACUGCCCCAUGUUCAGCGUCGGCAACAACCCGGAAUACGCCAAGCGAAAGGAGGAGAGGAAGGCGAAGAGAAUUGCACGAAGGAAGAAGGAGAAGGAAGAGCUCAGCGGGGAGAUCAAGAGCGCAGAACUGUGAAUGGGUUCCCUAAACUUGGAGCCAUUGGCCCAAGAAAUAAUAACCGGUUGCCGGUGUUGGUGGUUGGCGUUACAACCGACAGCAUGAGAGCAAGAUUUCCUCGCUCUUGAAGGGACGCCGAGUUACGACUGGCUUGGGUCCAUGGAGCAAGACGGUCGGCUGUCUGUUUUCGUGUGACGACAGGGGCUUCGGAGCGUCUCUCAGACCGGAGCGUUCCUCAGAACGUAUUCCGGCAGCUACAGCAUGGCUACCUCCCAGCUUGAGGCCACGCGAAGUAAAAGGUUACACGGCGGUUGGUGCUGCUGCGGUUGAGAUAGAUCUGUGCGUGACGCUGGAACGUCGCGUCCUGUCCAUUUCACCUGAGAGAGAGAGUGAGGUCGAUAUUGAGCACCCAGGUGGCGUUUUUGUCCUUUCCAGUUUUGCCAUUUUGUGACGCUUCACAGAAUUUUGCAUGAAUCUUCGGGCCGUAUCUUGGGCACGGAACAUGGGCUGACGGCGUUCGAAGAAUAUAGGUAUGGUAGAUUUGAUGGCAAAUGAGCCGGUUUGGUGAAGCAAAAAUCGUGAGCGAGUAGUGAAUUGCUGCCACACAUCCAGCUACUUUUUGUACGAAACAUUUUUUUGGGCUGUGCUUGUUGGGCUCGUGUGCUGCACGGCGCACGCGCGCGCAUGUCAGGGUUACACGAGUUGUUGAGGACACCGUCCGUGAUAGUAGCGCGGCGCGGAAAUGAAAGUGGAAUGUCCGGAAAUUCUGACUUGGAUAAGCUUGUGAGCCUGAUCUUGGCGGUGCGAGUGAGGCGCUACGGAUACCGCCAAUGUUUUGGUUAUCUCCCGGGAUACCACCCGAGAGGGUACUGGGGCACUAACGCGGGAUUCCGCUUUGUAGAUGGGAAAGUACCGUUGUUUUGAAUCGGCGACGGGUGGAGUUGCUGUCUGGCGGGCUGAAUGGAUGGUUGUGUCUCGGGUAAGGUCGGCUUGGUGGGCAGGAAGAUAUACAUGCGUCUUGCGUUCCUUUGUGAUUGUUGGCUCUCUGGUUGACGAACCGUACCUUGCGAAAAGUUACCGGGCUGAAGAACGUCUGAGAGGUCGGGGGUGACAUUCUCAUGAGCGAGGGAGGUGCCUCAUGUAGAUGGCGCGUCAGUUUUGGCGUGGAAUUGUUUCGGGCGGAACAAUUUACAUCUAUAUUCGUGUUUUUUUGGAGAAUCUGAUGAGCGUGUCGCAUUGAUUGAUGGAUGGUCGUCCUCACUGGACCACCGGGUGAUUGCGUGUUUGUUUUCACCUGUGUUGGGACGGUCUCUUCCGACUCCCGAGUGAUGGGACGAGCUUCAAUGAACGCCGUUCGUUCAGACAAAGCCUGAGAAGGGGGGAGAGCUCCAGUAUUCAUCGCUCUGAGAAAAAAUGAACCGCCUGUACAACACCAUGGAAGCCCGG
Ectocarpus sp. CCAP 1310/34 is the source of this 2935-nucleotide messenger RNA. The record is from the annotation of a GenBank genome assembly. NCBI's taxonomy places the organism in Eukaryota, Phaeophyceae, Ectocarpales, Ectocarpaceae.